This is a messenger RNA of Punica granatum (pomegranate), 1007 nucleotides long. The record is from RefSeq and is a predicted model, not a curated record. Lineage: Eukaryota; Viridiplantae; Streptophyta; Magnoliopsida; Myrtales; Lythraceae.
GACGUGUAAACGGAACUCCCCACCCAAUUCCAAAGUCUCUUUACUCCCACACACGCUCCCCUCCAUGUAAUCUUUUCUUCUCUUCCUCCUCCUCCUCGUCCCCUUCACACGCAAAAAAGAUACCAAAAUCAUUAGGAAGAACGAAAGAAGAAGAAGAAGAAGCAGACAGACUUGGAAAUUACAAAGAGAAACAUAACAAGAAGAAGAAUAAGAGAGAGGCCAAAUUGAAGGAGGUGAAGGGGAAGCAUUUUUGUCUACUGUUUGUGUACUGUAUCAUUUUCUUCAUCUAUGAGCAAAGAGCUCAUUGAAAUGAGCUCCCGAUGGUCGGAGGAACCCAGCAGUGAUACCCCGGAGCUGCCGCGGUCAAAGUCCGUAGAAACUCCUAGUCCUCAGGAGGACAGGACUGAAAAAGAGGAGCCCGAGAUCUUGUCUCUAGUAUCCGAUGCGCCGAAGGACGAUUCGAUAUGGCCGGGUGAAAUGGCCUCGACGAUGAGUCCAUUGAUGGUUGGUGGUGGUGUCGAUGAUGCCUUUGGGAAGGAGGAGUGGCCUGUGUUGAAGCUGGAGGACAAUGGCCGCGAGAGGCUGAAGAGGCAUAGGACCGAGGUGGCGGGCCGGGUGUGGAUACCGGAUAUAUGGGGCCAGGAGGAUCUGCUCAAAGACUGGGUGGACUGCUCCGUGUUCGAUGCGCAGUUGAUGUCAGGCAAGAUCAUGUCAGCUCGGGCGGCCCUCGUCGAGGAGGGGCGGAGGGCCAACACGGGCGGGUUACGAAUAGAGAACAGGUGUUGAUUUUUUAUUUUUAUUUUUAUUUUUCCUCUCCUGUUAAUUUCCAUUUUUCUCACCCCAAUGGAAAGGAAAAAAAAAAAUUGAAAUUUCAUGUUGCCUUUUUUUUUUUUUUUUUGGGGAACCACUGUGAGGGAAGACUAUGUAUUUCUCCCCCUUCUUGUUAUAUAUAUUUGUGAUGAAAUACUAUUUUUCCUGAUGAAAGAGAUGGCCAGAAAAUUUUAUGA